Nerophis lumbriciformis (worm pipefish) is the source of this 1977-nucleotide messenger RNA. The record is from RefSeq and is a predicted model, not a curated record. NCBI's taxonomy places the organism in Eukaryota, Metazoa, Chordata, Actinopteri, Syngnathiformes, Syngnathidae.
AUGCGUGCAGCUGACCACGCACAGCGUGUCCUGGCCACUUUAAACCAGCAGAGAGCAGCAGGGAGCUUCUGUGAUGCCCUGCUGAAAGUGACCGACGGAGCGGUCUACACAGCCCAUCGCAGCGUACUGGCCUGCUUCAGUCAAAUCUUCCGAGGGGCCAAUACGGAAGCCACCUCACCCAGCAUGGAGUUCUGUCUUCAAGAUUGUUCAAGAGAAGGUGUCGAGCUGCUGCUGGACUUUGUUUACACAGGAGAAAUGAUACUCAAUCCGAAUGUGUUGGACAAAGUGCAGAGUGCAGCAUCCAGGUUGUGUGUCCCUGAAGCACUCGCAAUGUGUCAGCGCUUCAGGGACGAGCCCGUGGAUACUGUGCCUAAUCUCAAACGAAGGAGGGGUAGACCCAGAAAGACAAAGUCUGAUGUCUCCACCUCACAAAACAAUCUGACAGUUGCCAAAGACCAGUUAGAGUCAGAGGGUGUCAUAGAUGGCGUCAAGGCCACUGCCAUCACUCGAUCUGGCCGAGUGGUUAAAGAGCCCAGACGGAUGUUCUCCGAUGAAGGUGAUCCCAGUGAGGCCCCGCUUUCUUUAUCAGACCAAGAAAGUGCUAAUUAUGAGGAUCAGGCCAAUGAACAUCCAACUGGUCAAGUUCAGAUUGACAAAUUGCCGAACAACGUAGAUGAGGAAGGACCAAAUCCAGACAAAAGCCUCCAUUUGGAGACGCCCGUCCACGACUCUGAUGAGGAUUACGUCCCCACCCUCAAAUCCAAUCCCGAGGCAACAUCUAUGCCGAGAGCUCUCCACCAACGAGGCAGCUUGCACGAAAGUGAGGAUGGAGAAGCGGCAGAGGCAGAAUCUGAAAACUCUGUGCGCUGUCCUGUCUGUCAUAAAGUCUUCAAGAGCAAAUAUUACCUGAAAGUGCACAACAGACGUCAUACAGGCGAGAAACCAUUUGGUUGCCACAAAUGCGGAAAGCACUACUUCAGAAAAGAGAAUCUUUUAAUACAUGAGCUCAGACACUGUGCUGCAAAACAGACAUUCACGUGUCAGACGUGUUCAGCGUCAUUUAAAGGGAAACAGGAGUUGCGUGCGCACGUUGUCGACUCACAUGCGGAAGAGCUGCCCUACAAGUGUAAAGAAUGUGCCGAACAAUUCAUGUACAAAAAACACCUGAUGUGUCACAUGAUGAAGGUCCAUGGUCAUCCUAAACCACACGCUUGUCCACAGUGCCCCAAAACCUUCUGGACGCGCCACGAGCUGCGUGUGCACGAAGCUGCCAAACACCUUGGGGAAAAGCCCUUCGUGUGCGAAGAGUGUGGCCAUCGAGCGUCCACUCGCAAUGGCCUGCAUAUGCACAUCAAGGCUAUUCACAGAAACGAGCGCCCCUUCCUUUGCAGCAUCUGCGGCCACGCGUUCUCCCAGAAAAACAACCUUACCAUGCACCUGCGUGUGCAUAGCGGCGAAAGACCCUACCAGUGUCACCUGUGUGGCAAAACCUUCCGUACACAAGGGAGCCUCGAAAAACACAAUCGGACACACACGGGCGAGCGGCCCUUCCCCUGCGAUAUAUGCGAGCAACGCUUCACAGAGAAGGGUGCCCUUCUUCGCCACAAGGCUUGCAAGCACGAGGAGGGUCGCCCCCACUGCUGCGAUAUAUGUAAUAAGACUUUUAAAGCCAAAGAACAACUACGAGUCCAUCUUCGUCGUCAUAAGGGAAUGAGGAAGUUCGAGUGCGCCGACUGUGGCUACAAGUUCACCCGGCAGGCACACCUGCGUCGACAUGCUCAAAUCCACAAAAGGACUGAAAACUACAACCCACGACAGAGGAAACUGAGGAACGUGGUUGUAGAGGAGCAGGAUGGAGGUCCAGGUGAUUUGGAAGCCACCAAACCAGCUAAGGACUCACCGGUCGAUGUGGAAGCUGUCGGCUCUCAGCCCCCUAGCAUUGAGGACGGCUCCAUUGUUGCAGUUCUGAUUGAGUAG